UCGUACGCGCGGACCAAACAUUCAGAACUCCGGAACAGGCAGACUCCAUGUAUACAUCGCUCGUGUUUGUAAAUAUCGACUUAGACUGAGGUGAGAUCCUGGAGGCUAGCCUCUCCAUGAACUCACCGAGGAUCUAGGGGCAUCCCCGCCGGCGGUCGUCCCCUGUCCGCACAGUGUCCGCACAGUGUACGCACAGUGUACGCACAGUGUACGCACAGUGUACGCACAGUGUACGCACAGUGUACGCACAGUGUACGCACAGUGUACGCACAGUGUACGCACAGUGUACGCACAGUGUACGCACAGUGUCCGCACAGUGUCCGCACAGUGUCCGCAGUGCCGGCGAGUGACGGAGGAGGAAGAGACCUCGACACAGCAUUCCGAGACUUCAACCCUCAUCACACAAUGCAAACUGUUGCAGACAUGCGCGCCGCCCUCUGCGCGCUGGUCUCGCUGGCAUGCGCGGCGCGCGCCGACGCGUGCCCCGCCGACUGCUACUGCGGGCCGCUGGGCCGCUACCGCAGCGUCGUCGUCUGCAGCCACUCCGAGUGGACGGAGAUCCCCUCCAACCUCAGCGCGUCCCUGCAGGCCGUCGACUUCUCCAACAACCGGAUAGCCGCUCUGGCGGGCGACGACCUCCGAGGGCUGCGUGACCUGGUGUCCGUCGAGCUGCAGUGCAACCUGGUGCGGGAGGUGCCGGAGGACUUCUUCCAAGACGCCGAGCAGCUGCAGGUGGUGGACCUGUCGUUCAACAGCAUAGGGUCGCUGCCGCGCGGACUCUUCAGGAACAACGGCCGUCUCGAGAGGCUCUACCUCAAGCGGAACCCGCUCGCGACCCUGUCCGCGACGACCCCCCUGCUGUCGUCGAACGCCUUAAGCACGCUGGACGUUUCGUACUGUGGCAUCACGGAACUGUGGGGAGCUUCCUUCAGCGAGCUGAGCAACCUGAAGAACUUGAACCUCGUAGGAAACAGUAUCACCACCAUGCGAGUCGACGUCGUGAAACCACUCCUGAAGUUGGAGCGAAUAGAGAUGUUUGGCAACGAGCUCGAUUGCAAAGACGCCAGAUUUCGCGAAACGGUGGACUACUUGCGAGAAAACUCCGUGCUUAUCGUUCCUUACGGAUUGUGCGAGGGUACUGCCGUAAGCGCGAAGCUGAUGGCUAAAGCUUCUCACGGCGUUGAAACUACUGGAAGGACACUUCAUUCUUCGGAGAGCGACGUGGUGACUACUACCGGGAGUAAAGAGAUUCUGAUGGGAAACGUCUCGGAUACGAUGACUACCAGAAAAGUUGCGAUUGUCGAGGGGAGCGUCACGGAUGCGAAGACUACCAGAAGAUCCAUUGCGAUGGGGAGCAUGCUACACGGGAUCCCGCUGUCGGAGGUCGUGCAGGCGUCCAGCCUGCUGCUCGCCGCGCUGUUCCUCAUCGUGGUGGCCGUGAGGCUGGUGAGUCUGGGGCGAGGCGGGGGCCGGGCGGGCAAGCAGCUACCACCCCUGGGGGAGUCCCGCAGCCGCGAGUACGCCGCCGCCUCAGGUUCGCUGCACGAGUACGCCUACCCGGCGCUGGGGAAGCAGCAGCAGCAGCAGGAGGAGAGCCACUACAGCGAGGUGUCGGGGGGCGACGACGGCUACCUGCCCCCGCGCCCGCCGCCGGCGGCGGCCUGGGCGGCGCAGCCCCUGCUGGCGAGGCCCGCGUACCGCGAGACCACGGUGCCGGUCCCGGACGUCGUGGGCCAGGCGGGUGCGGCCUACGUCGCCCACAGCUUCUUCCUGAGGCCGCCGCCGCCUCGGCCGUCCUUCUGGGCUUGAGCGCCGUGGGCGCCGGGUGACAUACCAGACAGUCCUCUGCCGCGCAGGCAGCUCCUUCAGCAGAACUGAAGGAAGGGCUGAAUCCUACCACAUAGAGCUCCCUGGAGUCGUGAGGAAAUGGAUACGCUAUUUCAACGCAUCUUGGAGGUGUUUGAGGAGAAGCUACAAUGAGAGGCUGAGGCGACCCAUCCCAGCAUCAUUGCUAAUUAUCCCCCCCCCCUUUUUUUUCUUAACCUUUCGGCUAACCUGCGGUUGCUUCAAAGUAGUGUAAGCAUAGGCGCACCAAGUAUAAACGGCACCUAACAGCCAUUUGUGCCACAAGAGUAUGCUUCCCCUCCCCCCUGGCAUACCCCCACUCCUGGUGGUCAUCUCCCGCCUCGAGUAGGACGGGUUUUGUGGGGGCGCUGUGACUGGUCGAGAGUAUUGCUCUAUGCAGAAGUGGGCGGUCAGCAUGGCGCGCGGAAGAAGAAACCCGCCAAGAGCCAAGGGUCAGGUGCGCGAGGCAAGGUCGCCGUCCAGCGAAUGUGGCCCGCAUCUCCCCUCCACCCACCCGCCCCAGUGGUGUCGCAGUGCUGAGAUGGAAACAAAAAUUAAUUUCACUUUCAAAGGUAGCCAGUCCUUCCCGUUUCUCACCCCACCGAUGACCGACAGAGGGGAAAAAAAAAUUACCACACACGUCUCUUGCUUGGUAUACACACAACACUGUAUAUUAUAUAUUAUUGAAGUAUUUAAUAUUUUUAUCGUAUUAAAUUUUUGUUUCUGACGCUCGGCUGAUAGAAUGUAUUUUCCUGUACACCUCAGAAUUUUGUUAUUGAAGUAUCACUGAUACCAAAGUUAAUUUACUUUGUCUUAUUGGCUGUGAGAUAAAUAUUUUGUACACAACUGAAAUGCUGUAAGUAUUUUAUAUUACGGUUUUAUUUAUUUUUUGCUAUAUGUACAAAACAUAUUACCUACUUUAACAUAAUUUUUUUAUGUUUUGCUAUUUGUACGAAAAUAUUUACUGUACCAUACGUAGAUAUUUGUUUUGUUGUGGUUUUUGUUAUUGAGUACUGCGAACUAUUAUAUAUACAUACACGUAAUUCUUUUGCUUUGCUGAGUGUAUGAAAAAAAAAUUGAUUUAAACGCGAGAUACAAGACCACGAUGAGCGCCAUGUUCGGAGCUGGCUGCCACGCACGGCCAUUGAUUUCACGCGCCGGCCAUUAACGUAAGGCAUACCACGCGUGCUUGGUCGGAUUAUAAGGGUCCUCGCUACCCCCCUCCACUCCCCACUCAGUGUCCCGCCUCGGGCAAUUAUCUCCUAUAGCGACUUGGGAAUUCAGGGUUUACAGAGGCCGCCACAUAGAGUGGCGUGAAUAAGCGUCUCCAUUCACGAUGUUUCGAGCUUCGGGUCGGCCCAGGAUGACGCGACACGACACAGCCGCUCUCGUCGGUUCGAGAAGGGUUCCACAGGUAUUUAAGCAGCGACGCCGGCCUCCGUGGGAGUUCGACAGUUGCGAGUUCCGAGAGUUCGGAGAGUUCCGCGAGUGAAGGGAAGUGCGACAUCGGUUAAGAGGGUGAGAUACCCCCUCGAGAGUGUUGCGAUGUGGAGCGACGGGAUCGAGAGAGUGCGACUGAGUGUGUGGACAGGCGCGAGGUAACCACUUUUGAGCCUAGAUCUAGUGAGGAGUGUAACUGCGGAACUUGGCAAACGUUGCGUGACCUGAAAUAGAAAUUUUUAAGUGCCAGUGAUUGGUGAGCAGACAUUUUAAAAGUGCACUAAUUUAUUAGUAAUGUAAAUAUUAGUAUUUAAUAAAACUGUAAUAAAACUUAA
Messenger RNA from Bacillus rossius redtenbacheri, 3620 nucleotides. RefSeq names its product leucine-rich repeat-containing G-protein coupled receptor 5-like. The transcript has 3 exons. Gene Ontology annotation, molecular function: protein binding. Gene Ontology annotation, cellular component: extracellular matrix. Bases 406 to 1809 code for a protein of 467 amino acids. Lineage: Eukaryota; Metazoa; Arthropoda; Insecta; Phasmatodea; Bacillidae. The record is from RefSeq and is a predicted model, not a curated record.